This is a messenger RNA of Aspergillus homomorphus CBS 101889, 2547 nucleotides long. RefSeq names its product SAM and PH domain-containing protein. Bases 1 to 2547 code for a protein of 848 amino acids. The record is from RefSeq and is a predicted model, not a curated record. The transcript is spliced from 3 exons. NCBI's taxonomy places the organism in Eukaryota, Fungi, Ascomycota, Eurotiomycetes, Eurotiales, Aspergillaceae. Gene Ontology annotation, molecular function: protein binding.
AUGGCAACCCACCUAGCCUACAGUGGAACCCUUCCCGGAGCCCAGCUCAAAGAAACAGAAGCAUACUAUGCUGCCCGCAACCCGAUGUCCCGACCGGUGUCGCAUGCCACCAUCAUGGAGGAAUUGGAUAGUGAGAACGACGAGGAUGAUGACUUGAGUUAUCUCGAUGAGUCGCCCUUCACAAGUGUUGCUUCGUUUGGUACCGGGAGCACUUCCUCGGCCUCGACGUCAGAUGAAGUGACUACGCCAGACUCCACCGGCUUGACGGCCUUUGACUUUCACAUCGAUGAAAAGCAUGUUAGGGGCCCGUCCGGGCCACACCUUUUCAGGUCAUCCAUGGACCUCUCGGAAUACAGCAGCUUUGUGGGGACUGAUGCAACCUUCGAGGAUCCGCCACCCAGUGCCAUGGCGGCUUUUUACCAAUCUGCUUCGAAGCUCGAUCCGUUCAGAAUGGAUACCCCAGUUCCAAACCGGAUUGCAAUUGCCCCGCAGCCUCAAGCACCGCCACAGCCUCAACCUCGCCAUCGCCCGCAGCAACUCCAGCUCGACCCUCAGAUCCAUCCAGCGGCUUAUAGCCAAACUUGUGAGGCUCCUGGCCUGAAGACGCCAAGCCUGACAGCAUCAUGUCUAACCGCACCAAGUCUGACGACGCCAGGCCUGCAGACUCCUGGUCUGAAGGAGGUGUGGCAAUGGUGCCCUGGAGACGUUGUGAGGUGGUUGCAUGAUCAGGGGUUCGAUGGGACUAUAACGGAAAUGUUCUACGUGAACGAUAUCAACGGCUCUAUUCUGCUUGAGCUCCAAACCGAGGAUCUGAAGGAGUUGGGUAUCCAAUCGUUCGGAAAGCGUCGGAUGCUGAUGAACGCCAUCAAGACACUUCAAGAGAGCCCACACACCACAACCAUGAAUGUUCCUUUACCAUCGGAAAUAUCGUCGGUCCCCCCAACACCUCGCACAGGUUUCACUGUUUCUAGCUCAGAUUGUCCAUCAAACCCAAACCCAGAUGGCUAUGGGUCUGAUGCCUCUAGUGGACUUGCGCAAGAUCAGCACCACUUGGGAAGCCGCUCACGUGUACCGGGUGACAUGCUACCAGGGGACUCGGUCUCUAUUGUGGCAAUUGAGGAAGUUCUUCCUAAGCUUCACAGUUGCUCGAAAGGGGAGAACUGCCGGAAAUGGCAGAAGCAACAGGCAAAGCUAGCCCAGCUGGCACAGGAUCUCCCCAUUGGCAAUGUGAAUGGUAGGAUCAUCCUCACCGGAGACCCUGGUAACCCCAAGACUGCACCUAAUCUCAUCAAAACGCCCAAGGUGGAUCAGACCCCUUCCCUUGUUGCAUCCUCUGAUGUGCUGGGUCCAUUGCAAACACCGCGGAGUCUCGGCCUAUCGAAGGAGAAGCUCAAUGAGGUUCAACCUCGAGACCCGCAGGAAAAUGUCCGAAACUUUCUGAGUUUCCAACAUCUGAGUAACAUACAAUCCAUCAAUGAUCCUGCAACCCCUCCACAGGAGUCAGCUCGUUCUCCAGAGUCCUCGUCACCUAUGUCACCAAAGGGAAAUCCGACUCUGUCUGAAAACCUUCGCCAUCUGCCCAGAUUGAUGAUCCCGGGUACAGAUGACCUGGACGACGACGACGACGAAACCUACACAAACUUGUCGGCUCAGAGGACUGUUACACAAGAAUAUCCCACUGCCAUUCCCAGAGGUCAACAGCGUUACGCCUAUGGCACGGCAGAGUCACCCGCGGACUUCUAUCGAGAUGACCCCCAUUACAGUCAAUAUACUCCAUAUUCCGAAGUGGAUGUUCCCGUAACGGCAUUCCCGAUCGGGCUCAUAGCGCGGGAGGAUUCUCAAUCCGUGCCUCCCAACAUGCGAUUUGGGUCAGACCGACUGAAUUUGGCUGACCCUAUUCACCGGCCCUCAUCCACCAAGGCAAUGAGACCUCGGCGCAACACAUCUCACCAGAACACACCGAACUUGAAAUCACUUGACGAGCGUCGUGCCGUCAAUCCAAUUGACACCCCUGAAGACCUUGCGCAGGCUCAGCGUAUGGGACAUGGUUCUCCGACCAGAAGGUCGCCAAAUGACGUCACUCACAGUGGUUGGAUGAAGAAGCGCAAGACCACCCGCCUUUUGCGCCAUGAAUGGGAAGAGAAUCACUAUACCCUCAAAGGAACCCAGCUUGCCAAGCACGCUGAUGAAGCCUCUGCUCAGCGGCACUCCAGAGCUCUGGAGUAUAUUGACGUCGACGACUAUGCUGUGGCCUGCUCAUCACUCGCAUCCAGUUCGAAGUUGACCGCCGCAUUCAAGAAGACGGUCCUCAAACGGAGAAACAAUGGCGGUAAUGAGUCUGCGUUCGCAUUUUCUCUCAUUCCGGCCACCGGCAGCAGCAACACCAUUGUCGACAAGAAGGCUCUCUUUCUGAACCCUGGGAAGUCCCAUCACUUUGCAGUCAAUACUCGUGACGAACGUAUUGACUGGAUGCGAGAAUUGAUGCUUGCCAAGGCCUUGAAACGGGGUCGUGAGAACGGGUUUGACAUGAGCAACAAUUUCAUUUAA